Messenger RNA from Drosophila innubila, 5333 nucleotides. RefSeq lists its product as uncharacterized. Gene Ontology annotation, molecular function: GTPase activator activity; protein binding. Gene Ontology annotation, biological process: activation of GTPase activity; regulation of small GTPase mediated signal transduction. The record is from RefSeq and is a predicted model, not a curated record. The transcript has 19 exons. Lineage: Eukaryota; Metazoa; Arthropoda; Insecta; Diptera; Drosophilidae. Gene Ontology annotation, cellular component: cytoplasm.
ACAGAACGCCAUGCGCCAUGUCAAAACUUCGGCAUUACAGGUCCAUGGAUCAGACCAGCACCGGCGUCGUCAUACGCAAAAAGAAUAUGACAGCAGUAUGCUUCGUCUGCAACCUGCCUAUUAUGUCGCACCAGGUUGGCCUGGUGUGGCAAGGCGGCAACGGCUGGGACGACUUGGUUCGCGAGCAGUUGGAAGAGUCAACAAUACGUCAACGUCUUGGCGGUCGUCGGGACUCGGCGGCACAGAUCACAACACCGCCAAGCACAUCGCCACCGCCGGGAUUGCAACGACGUCGGCGCAGCUCGUUGGCCCAGUUAACUGACAUAUUACGCGAAUGGAGCGGCGGUGCAAAGCAACAACAACAGACACAGCAGGUGGCACGCAACAAGGCUCAACUGAAUCGACGCGAAACUCUUGCCGAUUUGGCCCGCAGCUUGCCAUGGCGCACCUCAACCACCGAUGCCAGCACUGGCGCUGGUGGCAACACCACCGGUGGCAGCACCACAUACGUCACACCACGCAAACGUCGCGAAUCGAGCGCCGAUUCCGGCAUACGCAGCAUGAGAUCUCGUCGCGACUCCAACACCGCCGAGUUCGUCAAGCAUUGGAAUCGUCGGGAAAGCACCACAGUUGAGGAGCAAUCCGGCAGCGUCGUUGUUCCCGUUGUCAUUGAGUGCAGCAAGAGUGCCUCACGACGCGGUUCCGGCGAGAGUUAUCUGUCGAGCAGCCGGCGAGAUAGUAAUGUUGCCGGACGCGUAACAACGCCGCCUCCACCACCCAAAUACCAAGUGACCAAAAAGCGUGACUCGCUUGCCGCACCGGAGUUUCCCAAUUUCCGGCAGGAGCAACGUCCAUCGACAAGCUCUGCCGGCUCCUGCUCCGACUCAGUGCCAUUAAUCUCAACCAGCACUUACCACCAUCAGCAGGUGGACUCCGCCUGUCAGGCAUUACCACCGCCCACAAUUAUAACCAGCUCGGUGACACCACCGGCCACAAGUCCAACGGCACCAAAAGGACGACGCGACUCCACCACCCAAUGUGGUCGGGUGAAUCGGCGCGACUCCAAGGCGGGCAUAAGUCCAGAGCGUGCACCACGCCUCCAGCGAUUGCAACGUCAGGCAACCGCCUUCGAUGAGAGCUGCCUCCCUGGCGGCGGCAGUCGACGUGGCUCUCAGCCCGCUCUCAGUCCCGAUCCGCCCGAGGAGGGCGAGCGUCGCACCUCACGGCGUGACUCUCUCUCACCGGACAGCGCUUCACGGGGCGGUCGUCGUGAUUCCCGGACGCAUCUCUCGCCCGAUCGAUCCCACGAGCGUGAUGGAAGUCCUCGUCGUCAUACGCUGCGACGUCAGAGCAGCUCGGCGGCUCGUUCGCCUCGCUCUCCAGACUCCAAUAGCUGCUCCUCGUCGCGGGAUCCCAGUCCCGGCUCUCGACCACCGCCGUUAACCACCGUCGAACAGAAUCAACGGCCUGCCAUACGGAGGCAGUCCACCACCGAGGAGAUUCUCAUUGCACGUGGCUUUCGCCGACAAUCGACCACCGAGGAAAUGAUUCGAUGCCGGAACUUUCGUCGACAAAGUUCUCAGAGCGAUGAUGUCUGUCGCUAUCGUGGAAGACGCGACUCUUCGGCUCAGAUCAUAGAUGGCACCAUUGGCACCAUGACCGUGGAAACAACCAGCACUUUCUUUGACUCCAGCACUCAGACAGAGCCUUCACCGCUUUAUGAUAACAAUCAUUAUCAUGAGGAAUGCCUGCGCUGCAAUUCUUGUGGUUUAAAUUUGACUGGCCCGAACCAGAAACGAGCCAGAAGGUUCAAGAACCAAAUACUGUGCGAUCUGCAUUUCGCCGACGUGGCCCUAAUGGAGUGCUCCGAUUUUAUGCAACAGCUGCGAAGCUUCAAGCCACAAUCGCUGGGCUGUGCGGUCGCCAGGCGCAAAAGCUCAACGACGUUAAUAUUUCCACUGCCGCCGCAAGCUUGUUCAGAUGAAUUCUGUGAGGAAUAUCCACAUAACUUGAUGCCCACGCCCGGAUAUUGGAUAGAGUGUUCACGUCAGAAGAUAACGCUGCCAACACCGCAUACCAUCUGGGAUGAAAGUGAUUCGGAACAUGAGGAUAUACGUGCUGGCAGUGCCAGUGAUGCAUAUUUGGAGCGUGAGUGCAGUGAUCUCUAUGAGGAUGAUGAGGACUCGGAGGCAACACCGAGUCCCCGAAAGAAAACAACCAUCGAGGAGCAAUGGGAUCAACAGGGCGCAUUCGAAUUAAUAUCCGUUGAACAGGAGACAUAUGAAAAGUAUUUUUAUGGCACCGAACAUUGGAAUUACUUUACAAGUGAUGAGGAUCUGGGCCCAGUCAUUCUAUCCAUCAAACAGGAGACGCUCAAUGGACGUGAUCAGUUUCGUAUCCUCGUGCGAGCUGGUUCCUAUACCGUGCAUGGACUGAUACCGGCCUCCUGUGUAUUUGCCGAUAGAUACAAUCGCGAGGAGGUAGUUAGAUCUUUAGGUAAAGAAGUUAAUUUAAAUCCACCUUUAACAUUAGGACAAUUACCCGAUACGCCGGAGGAAUUACUAAAAUUAGAUCAGGUUUUUAUAAAAUCCGAAUUAAAAGUGGGCGUUAUUUUCGUCAAAGAGGAUCAAUACACCGAAGAGCAAAUUCUGGACAAUAAUGAAAAUUCACCGCUCUUCGAUGAGUUCCUCACGCUGCUCGGCGAUCGUGUUCGAUUGCGCGGCUUUGAUAAAUACAAAGGUGGCCUUGAUACGGUGCAUGACCUUACAGGUUUAUUCUCCGUUUAUACGAACUGGCGCAAUAUUGAGAUUAUGUUUCAUGUUUCGACACUGCUGCCAUACGAGAAACAUGAUCCACAGAAAUUGCAACGCAAGCGUCACAUUGGCAAUGACAUUGUCUGUGUCGUGUUUUUGGAGGCGGACAACACCCGCUUCAGUCCCGCCUGCAUUAAGAGCCAUUUUCUACACACCUUUAUACUGGUGCGUGUGUCGGCGCGUAUUAAACACAAGCCCACACGCUACGAGGUGUCUGUGGUGACACGCGAUGAGGUUGGCGCCUACAAACCCUACCUCUGGGAACAGUCCGUCUUCGAGAAGGGUCCCAUGUUUCGUGAAUGGCUGUUAACAAAGAUUGUGAAUGGAGAGCGAGCCUCGUAUUCGGCACCAAAAUUUGCCCGAAUGCAGGAAAGGACGCGUUCCCAAAUGCUGGAGGAUCUCGUGAUGAAUUUAUCGAAUCAUGCGGAGACUGGACAGAUACCGAAACCAUAUAGGCGCGGCUCCUGGCGACCCAUUGGUGAGGAUGAAUAUUUCAGAAUGUUGCAUGCCAGAGUGUUAGACAACAACGAACAACAACAACAGCAACAACAAAUGCAACAACUGCAACAGCAACACUACAACAAUUGCUGCUAUUGCAAUUGCAAUGUCAAUGCCAAAUCAAAUGACAGUCAAGAGCAGCAACAACAACUGCUUGUGGCACUGGGUACAACAGCAACAACCACACACAAUACACACACUAAACAAACCAACAACAACAACAACAGCAGCCAGACAGCUGAGCAACGCCAACAGCAACAACAACAACGGCAACAACAGCAACAACAACAAUCAGCAAUGCUUGCCACACAGUCAACGUCGUUGUUGAGCCACAAUUUGUGCUGUGCCUCUGUGAUGCAUCUCUGUCUGAGACAUAGCCACAUGCGACCGUCUUCACCGCUGCUCGAUUCGGUGAGGGAUCAGUUCGAGGAUUAUGAUCAACUAGCCAAAGACUUUACGCGUGUAUUUUUAAACGAAGAACCAUCGUGCCUGACAAAUGCCCAUCUAUUCGAUGUAGUUUUUCUGGUGGGUCAGUCCAAGCAAAAGGCGCGCCUUAUUGGCGUACGUGCAAUAUUGGGAGUGCGAAGUCGCGUCUUUCAGGAAAUGCUAUACGGCAUACAGACGGGAUUUGGCUCACCUCAAAUACCAGUGGCUGAAAUCUUUGCACGUCCAGCACCUUCGCUGGUAUCGCCACAAAAUCAAAAGCCAAAAAGUAACAAUUAUUUAACCGUACCGGACUCGGAUUCCAUAAGACCAAAAAGUGUACCAUCAUCACCGAUGGUGAAGCGUGCUUUCUCACGAUUGGGAACGAUAACCGCUGGCUGGGGACGUUCGAUAAGGAAUAAGAAUACGAAUCAACUGAAUCCGGAUGAUAAAAAGAAAUGGAUAUCAUCUACAGAUUGUUCGAACAGAGAUAGUAAAGACAAGGAUAAAGACAAGCCGGGUAACAACCAAUUGGCCGUACCGCGUCUCUCCGUCUGCGCCGAUGCCCAAAAGGUGGAUCGAGCCAAAUUGGCCCAAACGGAAUUCAACAUUAUCGAGUUCGAUCCGGAUACAUUUCGGGUGCUGCUGGACUAUCUACAUACUGGAACCUGCCCGUUGACCUGUGUCUCUAUACCAGGUCUUCUCUGCGCAGCAGAGCACUAUGAUCUACCGGAGCUGUUGCAAGCAUGUUUCCAUCACUGCAAGCAGUUUCUGCGCAUCGAGGUCGUCUGCCCGAUGCUGAUUUCGCUGGAGAAUUACUACUGGCGCUACACAUCCGCCUCUGAGCUGGUCAACAUGAUACUAUCGUUCGUGGAGAGCAAAGCGCACUCGCUAUUCAAAUGUCCCGAAUUUCUGCAUCUAUCCGAAUCGAUGGUGCAGAUGAUAAUGUGCCGAGAGUUGCAGACACCAGAGAUACGUAAAUUUGAGGCGAUGCUGGCGUGGGCACAGCACAAAGUCGGAAAGCUUAAGAAUCAUCCCAAUAAGGAUACACAAUUUGAAUUCGAAUGCAUUAUGGAGCGUCUAACGCGAGAUUUGAAUUUGUGUCGCAUUUCGCCGAGUGAACUGUUAACGGUUGUGCUGCCCUCGAAGUCGAUGAAGAACGAACGGAUCAUGGAGACGCUCAUGGUGCAGGUGAAUCUCGGCACCUAUCGGAUGCCCGAGCUGGAUGCGUAUCGUCAGCAGUUGCGACAGCAGGAGUCCGCCGAGGCCACCGUGCAAGUCCAUCGGGGUGGAUGAGACAGUAAGAAUCAUCACCACGGCAUUCAACUUGAUGCACGCGCCUAUGCCAUGGCCUCCGUUGCCGUUGCCCUCGAGCAUCAACAGCAACAGCAACAACAACAACAACCACCUCGCGAUGCCACCGAUGAGGAAGUGGAGCUGUAUGCCAGCUUUGAUAUGGCGCCCAGCACAAGUCGUGUUGCCGCCCAAAUGCAGGCUGCCAAAGAGGCAAGACGCAAGCGUUGGGCCGCCGAUGGCGCCAGCGGCAGCAGCGAUGGCGGCUGCGCCAGUGGCAGCAGCGGCAGCGGACGGCGACACUAA